GGGGACUCUACACCGCCUUCAUUACUACGAGAGAUGCAACGGGCCACAGAAUAACAAGGGUACCUCAUGUGUGCACCCCGAAGACAAAUGACCACAUUUGUCUCCCCGAAAGCUCAAAACUCUGCAACCUCUAUGCUAAAAGUUCAUUCUGCUUUUUUGCCCUUGCUUUGGUGGAAAAAAAAAUAAAACCAAACAGUGGACUCUCCUAAAAUUACAAAGGAAGGAAACAUAAAGAGCCAUCGCAGUUCUUUAACUCUCAUUCUAAUAAUGGGAGGCAAAAAGGCAGCCAGAGGAGCCCGGCACGUACAGCACCCUCAGUCUUACAGAGCGUGGGGACGUAAAGGUGAAUGGUGAGCAGAGGCUGUAACUUGGGAGUCUUUCUACACCUCAUCUGCUACAAGUUCUGGCUUAGAAAUGGAUAUGCUCUGUGAAGAAAAUGCUUCUCUGAGCUCCACCACCAACUCCUUAAUGCAAUUAAGUGAUGACAGCAGACUCUACAAUAAUGACUUUAACCCCGGAGAAGCUAACACUUCUGAUGCAUUUAACUGGACAGUAGACUCCGAAAAUCGAACCAACCUCUCCUGUGAAGGGUGCCUCUCACCACCGUGUUUCUCCUUACUUCAUCUACAGGAAAAAAACUGGUCUGCUUUAUUGACAGCUGUAGUGAUUAUUCUAACCAUUGCUGGAAACAUACUCGUCAUCAUGGCAGUGUCCCUAGAGAAAAAGCUGCAGAACGCCACCAACUAUUUCCUGAUGUCACUUGCCAUAGCUGAUAUGCUGCUGGGUUUCCUUGUCAUGCCCGUGUCCAUGCUAACCAUCCUGUAUGGGUACCGGUGGCCUCUGCCUAGCAAGCUCUGUGCGGUCUGGAUUUACCUGGAUGUGCUCUUCUCCACGGCCUCCAUCAUGCACCUGUGUGCCAUCUCCCUGGACCGCUACGUUGCCAUCCAGAAUCCCAUCCACCACAGCCGCUUCAACUCCAGAACGAAGGCGUUCCUGAAAAUAAUUGCUGUUUGGACCAUCUCAGUAGGUAUCUCUAUGCCAAUACCAGUCUUUGGGCUACAGGAUGAUUCCAAGGUCUUUAAGGAGGGGAGUUGCUUGCUCGCCGAUGACAACUUUGUCCUGAUCGGCUCUUUCGUGUCAUUUUUCAUUCCCUUAACCAUCAUGGUGAUCACCUACUUUCUAACUAUCAAGUCACUCCAGAAAGAAGCUACUUUGUGUGUGAGCGAUGUUGGCACUCGGGCCAAAUUAGCUUCUUUCAGCUUCCUCCCUCAGAGUUCCCUGUCUUCGGAAAAGCUCUUCCAGAGGUCCAUCCACAGGGAGCCAGGGGCCUACGCCGGCAGGAGGACUAUGCAGUCCAUCAGCAACGAGCAAAAAGCAUGCAAGGUGCUGGGCAUCGUCUUCUUUCUGUUUGUGGUGAUGUGGUGUCCCUUCUUCAUCACGAACAUAAUGGCCGUGAUCUGCAAAGAGUCCUGCAACGAGGAUGUCAUCGGAGCCUUGCUUAACGUGUUCGUUUGGAUCGGUUACCUCUCCUCGGCGGUCAACCCACUAGUCUACACACUGUUCAAUAAGACCUACAGGUCGGCGUUUUCGCGGUAUAUUCAGUGUCAGUACAAGGAAAACAAAAAACCAUUGCAGCUCAUUUUAGUGAACACUAUACCGGCUUUGGCCUACAAGUCUAGUCAACUCCAAAUGGGCCAAAAAAAGAAUUCAAAGAAAGAUGCCAAGACCGCAGAUAAUGACUGCUCUAUGGUUGCUCUAGGAAAGCAACAUGCGGAAGAUGCCUCUACAGACAAUAUCAACACGGUGAAUGAAAAGGUUAGCUGCGUGUGAUAGGCUGGUUGCCAUGACAACUGUGGAGGGCACACGGAAUGAGUUUUCACCUAUCUGGAAAAAAAUAAAAUAAGGAGACUGGAAGAAAUUAGGCCAGUCUAAUGGAACCAACAGUAGUGUCUGUAUGCCUCAUUUUAUUCUGUCAAUGAAAAGCAGGGUUAAAUGCCACACUAUGUGCACUUCGAAAAUGUUCUGCCAGCAUUUCAGCUGUGAGCUUUAUGAUAAUUAUUUUUCACAUUGUAAAUGAUAUGUCUUUAAAAUGAUUAGCUUUUAUUGUAUAAUUAUGCGGCCCUAAAUAAAUCUCAAUUAAUUUCUAUUUUCGAAUGGACUUUCGAACUUUGCCUUGCUUCUGUGUUGCUAAUUGACAGCAUGAGAUUGAGUUGGUUACCUAUUGCUGUACAUAAAAAUAGCUAUAAAUAGUAAAAAAUUUGUUGACUAUAAUGAGCUUUAAAAUAAAGAAUUCUCUUUAAAACAUACCAUGAUACAUAUUUUGAAAGAAAAAAAAAGACACUAAGAACAGUGCUAUAAAAUCUGUAUUGCUAAGAUAAUUAAAUGAAAUACUUGACAAUAUUUUUCAUUGCUGCUUUUCCAUAGAUGUCAUUUUGAAAUAUUCACAAGGUUGCUGGCCUCUGCUGUAUUUCAAGUUAAUUCUCAGAAGCAAAAAAGAUUUUAAACGUUAUUGAAUAACUAACUGUUGCUGCUUUCUCUUCUACUUCCUAUGCUUUACUCUGAAUUUCCAGUGUGGUCUUGUUUAAUAUUUGUUCUUCUAGAUUAAACUAUCAAAAGGAUAAUUUAACAUUGCCAAGUACAUGCUUCUCUAAAAGAAUACCAUAGAAGUAUUUGGUAACUCUCUGUGAAAUGGCUGCAUCAUGCAUGCGCUCCUCUGAGCAGUAAACAAUGUAUGUUGAUGUUGCUGUCAGGAUUGAGGAUGAACUCAGGUUUCUGGCUAUUAAUGGUAAUACAGUCUCAGGACAUCUCUGUAAAAAGCAGGUGUCUUUCCUAUUGACACCAUCAUGUAAAUUGAUGCUUUCAGAUCAAUCAACCUAUAUUAUUUAUUAAAACUGUUUGGCUUGGUUCCACACUCAUCUAUUGAGUGUACACUUAAGUGUGAAGCAAUUUUCUAAGUAUGAGGGGUAUAAAAGUACUUAAAACAAGACCCUUUGCCUCUGAAGAAAAUGACUAAACAGAAAUGGUCAAAAAAUAUAAACAGACUUAUUUUGAGAAUCAGUUCAAUUUAUUUCCUUCUUACCUGGUUCAGAAACAGGUUUGUUCCAACUCUGAGAGUAAUUUUCUCAGUAAGUCUUCCUGAUUGGUUACCAAUGAAUGCCAACCAAACAAAGGAGCAAGGGAAGAAAAUCACUUGAGGUUAAACAUUGCAAUUAAUUUAGAAACAUGCACCUCAAUCUGGACCCAAUUAAUGACUACCAAAGUUUUGAGCAAAAUUUUUGUUCCAUUUCUCUAAAAACUCAUUCAUUUUAGUACUACUCACUGACACUGGGUUCCCUAAUUUAAAAAAAAAUCAGAAAAUAUUUUGUAGAAACAGUUGCUGAAGAGAGAAAUAGAUUAGCAGUAGUUAAUCCACCUUGGCAUUGUAAUACUCAAGGUUAAAUUACACAUAGUUAUUGGAACAGAUGUUAAAUAUAUGAUUACAAUGCUGAAGCAUUUUUAUUAAAUGAGAAAUCGUUUGGGGCCUAAGCCUUUGGAAGAAACUACCGAUUUGAAAACUAAAGAAUGUGAGAAGUGCCGUUGUGUAAUCUGGAAAUGUGUUGGGAAAUGCAGAAAAUCCUAAUUAUGUCGUUCUAGAUACAUUGAGAGAUGAUUCACCAUUUCAAAGCUAGAAUUUAUAAUAUGCCACUAGUACCAAGGCUGCAUUUGAACUGAACUACUCUUUAAUGAUUAUACCAUAUUAACUGAAGAAAAUAUACAUGUUGAAAAGUCUCUGUUCUAAUGUAUUUUGCCUUAGUUUAUAACUCUGCACAUUUCAUUAUGUAUCAGAGAAAAGAUUGCAGGUUCUACCCCCUUCUACUCAAUCUUGAUUAGAACGGACAUUAAUACCGCCUGACAGAUGUCUUUUGACUAAAUAUAUAUUCCCAAUGUGUAUGUGUUUUUUUCUUCCAUAAGUAUUCAAAUGUAUACUGUAUAGACGAAUGUGUAUCUGUAUAUAUGUACAGACAUGUUCCCAUGCACUUUAUUCAAUAUUUAUAUAUUUAUAUGGAGAAAAAGCAAGUCAAUGAAAACAAUCAGUAUAUACACAUGUGUGCAUGUUUGUAUCAUGUUGAUUUAAAUGUGAAUUCAUGUUCUGAUACACUUGUGACUUUCCAUUGCUGUCAAAGCAGAUUAAAGUGUAACAAAAAUAUCAGCUUUUUAAAUAAACCGUCAGUUGAUCUAAUUUUGUGGAAAGACUUUAACACAAUUCUAUGAGGGUGGUGAAAACAAUGGUCCAUACAUAUACUUCAAUGAUCUUAAACAAAUGGUACCUUUGGGUCCUUGUUUAGUCCGAGGAUUUUCAGACUACUGUGGCUUUAAAUACACUCCCCACCCGGGUAAAACAGUCGCCAAAUGACUUAUGGAUCCAUGAUUAAAGGAUUCACUCCUGGUCAAUGCUAUUAAAAUAGAGUAACAAACCUAACUCAACUUUAAGUUGAAUGAUAGAUUCUUCUAUAUUUAAAGAAAGGAAUUAAAUACCGUAACUAGAGAAGGCAAAGUAUACUUCAUCUUCAUCUACUUGGCUACAGCGCCAUCUCAUGGUCAUUUUUUAAAGUGCUACCAUAGCUCAAUUGAACUGUUGCUGUACAGCUUUUAGCAAAGGGUGCUUCUCCCAUUUGUGCAUCAGUGAAACAUAUUUAUAAAGUGUUAAAUUAUUUUGUGCCAUAUGUAACAAAUACAGUGAAGAUUAUUUUAUGUACUGAUUUUAAUUAAGGUGGUUCUAAAAUAUUUUAAGAAAGAAUGAAUAACUGUAAAUAAAGUAUACUCAAAAUUGAAUGCAAUUUUAUGUGAGUCCAUGGCUGUGUCUACUGAAGGGAAUUGCCCCAAACUUUCCAGAUCAUCAGGAUGGGAACUCAAGGUAUCAUCCUGACAUUUUUGAGAAUAAAACCUGUGCCCGUGGAACUCAGCUAUGUCGCUGAGCUAGAACCCACCUGAUUGAAUUA
Microcebus murinus (gray mouse lemur) is the source of this 4979-nucleotide messenger RNA. It is a transcript of the gene HTR2A, whose product is annotated as 5-hydroxytryptamine receptor 2A. Gene Ontology annotation, biological process: phospholipase C-activating serotonin receptor signaling pathway; release of sequestered calcium ion into cytosol; G protein-coupled receptor signaling pathway, coupled to cyclic nucleotide second messenger. NCBI's taxonomy places the organism in Eukaryota, Metazoa, Chordata, Mammalia, Primates, Cheirogaleidae. Gene Ontology annotation, cellular component: plasma membrane; dendrite. Gene Ontology annotation, molecular function: G protein-coupled serotonin receptor activity; neurotransmitter receptor activity. The record is from RefSeq and is a predicted model, not a curated record.